GGACUCUAAGGGACGCUGUUGAUCAGUAAAACGGAGUCUUGUGUUGUUAGAACUGUGAUAGAGGAGAGAAAGACGAGAGGAUAUAAAUACUGUCCUCAUACAAGGAGGCUUUCGACGGAAAUGCAGUCGCACUGAAACAGCCUUUUUUGUUUGAUGAUAAUCGGACAUAUCUGCUUGACAGAAAUGUCGCACUGCUGAAUUGGAAUACAGCUUUCGUCUACAUGUCUGGGUAAACAAUUUUAUUCAGCCGUUUCAUUUAGGAUUUUACUUUUAACGAUAUGGGGAUGUGGCAGCAUCGAUGCGGAAAAUGGCUGUGUUGGACAUUUACAUGGCAGUUGUUCAUUUUUUUCUUUAUAAUUUCCACCGUCAGUGGCCAAAUCCGUUAUUCGAUACCGGAAGAGAUGAAGAAGGGCUCUCUCAUCGGUAAUAUAGCACAAGAUCUUGGUUUGGAUCUGAAGAGGCUCCGUUCUGGCCGGGCCCGUAUCGUGACCGGAGAAAACAACCAGUACACUGAGCUGAAAACAGACAAAGGGAUUCUAGUCGUGAAUGAGAGAAUAGACCGAGAAGAGCUUUGUGGAGACGUAACACCGUGCAGCUUCAGCUUUGAAAUAAUUUUAGAGAAUCCAAUUGAACUGCACAGAGUGACAGUAGAAAUAUUGGACGUAAACGACCAUGCGCCAACUUUCAAAAAUAAUUUAAUUAAUCUAGAAAUCAGUGAAUCUGCAACGAUAGGGUCGCAUUUCGAUUUAGAAAGCGCAUAUGACCCCGAUGCAGGGAUUCACAGCUUGCAAAAUUAUGUUUUAUCCCUUAAUGAUAAUUUCGUUCUGAAGCAGCAAUCCAACGCAGAUGGAAUUAAAUUCGCUGUAAUGAUUUUACAGAAGCCAUUAGACAGAGAGUUGAAGCCACACCUCUCUUUAAAGCUGAUAGCAGUAGACGGAGGAGCCCCACAGCGAUCUGGUACAGUAAAUAUUGAGAUCACUGUUCUUGAUGUCAAUGAUAAUCCUCCUGUCUUUAAUCAAUCACUGUACACUGCCACUGUUACAGAAAAUGCAGCCAUUGGCACCUAUAUAACUACUGUGAAUGCUUCAGAUGCCGACAGUGGCUCUAAUGGCUUGGUUACAUAUACUUUUUCAAAUGUAAAGGGGAAGUCUGGAGAAAAAUUUAAAAUUGACAGUUUCUCCGGCAAAAUAACAGUUGCUGAUAAUAUUGAUUAUGAAAAAGACAAAAAAUACGAAAUUAGAGUGAUUGCCAAAGACCAGGGUGGCCUAAGUGACGCAACCAAAGUUGUCAUUGAGGUCACUGACAUAAAUGAUAAUGCUCCAGUUAUAAAUAUAAUGUCAUUCACCAGUCUUAUUUCAGAGGAUGUCCCUCCAGGCACGACUAUAGCUGUUUUUAAUGUUAAGGAUGCUGAUUCUGAAAGAAAUGGUCAGAUAACAUGCUCAGUAGAUUCUAAUCUCCCCUUUAAAAUCCAGUCCUCUUUGACUAAUUAUUACAAUUUGCUUUCAGAUAUACCUUUUGAUCGUGAAUCCAAAUCAGAGUACAACAUAACCAUAACUGCAACUGAUUCAGGGUCACCUCCACUUUCUACUAAAGCAGCUUUACACAUAAGAAUCUCUGAUGUAAAUGAUAAUGCUCCUGUCUUCACUAAACUGAAAUAUGCGGCCAAUGUAAUUGAGAAUAAUGUUCUUGGGAUGUCAAUAUUCAGUGUGAGUGCACGAGAUUCUGACUGGAAUCAAAACGCAAGAAUCUCAUACUUCCUGGAGGACACACAGGUCAGUGGCAACCCAGUUUCUUCUUAUGUGUCCAUAAACUCUGAAACUGGACUUAUACAUGCAGUGCGCUCAUUUGAUUAUGAACAGAUCAAGCAGCUUGUAUUUACAGUCAAAGCUCAGGAUGGAGGCUCUCCUCCACUCAGCAGUAAUGUGACUGUGAACAUAAUGAUCCAGGACCAGAACGACAACCCUCCUCAGGUUCUGUACCCAGUCCAGACUGGUGGCUCUCUGGUGGCUGAAAUGGUGCCUCGUUCAGCAGAUGUGGGCUAUCUGGUGACUAAAGUGGUGGCUGUUGAUGUGGACUCUGGACAGAAUGCCUGGCUCUCCUAUAAACUGCAGAAAGCCACAGACAGGGCGCUGUUUGAAGUGGGCUUACAGAAUGGAGAAAUAAGAACUAUCCGCCAAGUGACUGAUAAAGAUGCAGUGAAACAAAGACUGACUGUUAUAGUGGAGGACAACGGGCAGCCCUCUCGUUCAGCUACAGUCAUUGUUAACGUGGCGGUGGCGGACAGCUUCCCUGAAGUGCUGUCGGAGUUCACUGACUUUACACAGGACAAGGAAUACAAUGACAACCUGACUUUUUACUUAGUGUUGGCUCUGGCUGUAGUUUCCUUCCUCUUCAUCACGUGUUUAGUGGUUAUUAUAUCAGUGAAAAUCUACAGAUGGAGACAGUCUCGCAUCCUGUAUCACUCCAAUCUCCCUGUGAUUCCAUAUUAUCCACCACGUUACUCAGACACUUUGGGGACAGGGACUCUCCAACACGUGUACAAUUACGAGGUGUGCAGGACGACUGACUCCAGAAAGAGUGACUGUAAGUUCGGCAGAGCUGGUAGUCAAAACGUGCUGAUAAUGGACCCCAGUUCUACAGGGACGAUGCAGCGGAUUCAGAGUGAAAAGAGCAUCCUGGAUGAACCAGACUCUCCUCUAGAGGUCAGUUACAUGAUAUAGCUCCGUCUAUGUGCCGUUAUAUCUUUGUAUGUUUAGUUAGACUGUUGCGCGCUAUACCUUCAUUUUCAGCACCAUGGACAGCAUCUCACAUUGCAUCACUUGAUAAUAUUAACUACAUUCUCAGGCAAUGAUAUGGUGUUCAAUUCCACUAAAAC
Lates calcarifer (barramundi perch) is the source of this 2875-nucleotide messenger RNA. Its product is annotated as protocadherin gamma-A5-like. Gene Ontology annotation, molecular function: calcium ion binding. Gene Ontology annotation, biological process: homophilic cell-cell adhesion. Gene Ontology annotation, cellular component: plasma membrane. Lineage: Eukaryota; Metazoa; Chordata; Actinopteri; Centropomidae. The transcript has a single exon. The coding region runs from base 279 to 2720 and encodes 813 amino acids. The record is from RefSeq and is a predicted model, not a curated record.